Messenger RNA from Aspergillus calidoustus, 3819 nucleotides. The record is from the annotation of a GenBank genome assembly. NCBI's taxonomy places the organism in Eukaryota, Fungi, Ascomycota, Eurotiomycetes, Eurotiales, Aspergillaceae.
AUGCGGGGACUCCGCUUGAUCCCCAUCGGCGCGGCUCUAAGCUUGCUCCCGCAGUCGAUAGCGCAGGGCGAGACGAAAAUUCACGAAGCAGGGCGAUGUGCCAUCCGAGGCCACUGUGGAAAGCAGUCGUUCUUUGGUGGAGAGCUUCCAUGCCCCGAUAAUGGCCUCGCCGAGCAACCCGAAGCGACUGUUAGGGAGAAACUGGUGAAUCUGUGCGGCGAUAAAUGGAAGGACGGGCCAGUAUGCUGCAAGGAGGAACAGAUCGAUGCCCUCUCCAGCAACUUGAAACUCGCCGAAGGAAUCAUCUCGUCCUGCCCAGCGUGCAAAGACAACUUCUUCAAUAUCUUCUGCACCUUCACAUGUUCACCAGAUCAAUCGCUUUUCAUCAAUGUCACACAAACUGAGCCUGGUAGUUCCGGGAAGAAUCUGGUCACGGAACUGGAUAACUUGUGGUCAGAGGAGUAUCAAAGCGGGUUUUACGACAGCUGCAAGAACGUCAAAAAUGGUGCUUCGGGCGGCAAGGCAAUAGACUUCAUUGGAGGUGGCGCGAAGAAUUACACUCAGUUCAUGAAAUUCCUCGGAGACAAGAAGUUCUUAGGAAGUCCCUUCCAGAUUAAUUAUCGAACCGAGCCUCGCGCGGACUCUCAAGGUAUGAAAGCUCUACCAAUCCACACCAAGGCCUGCAACGAUGCCGACCCAGCAUACCGCUGCUCUUGCGUCGACUGCCCUGAUGUAUGUCCUGAGCUUUCUGCAAUACAAACGGAGAAACGAUGCCACGUGGGGUUGCUGCCUUGCAUGUCGUUUACGGUUAUUCUCAUCUAUUCGAUCUUCUUGCUUGCUAUCGCCGGGUUCUCGAGCUAUUUCACAUACAAAGAAGGACGAUACCGCAAACCCGAAAGAGUACGCCUUCUUCAGGACCCAAACCCGAGUGAUGACGAAGACGAUGGUGAUAUUGACCACGCGGGUGGGCAUCUGGAAUAUCCUCAUGGUGUUUAUAAGCUCAACAACAUACUCGAAACCGUUUUCAGCCGCAUCGGUUCAGUAUGUGCUCGUUUCCCCGCGAUUACCAUAAUCUCCAGCAUUGUGUGCGUCGUACUGUUGAGUUUGGGCUGGCUGCGUUUCACAGUGGAGACGGAUCCCGUGCGCCUGUGGGUCAGCCCUACCUCUGCAGCGGCAAAAGAAAAGGAGUUCUUCGACGAGCACUUUGGACCAUUCUAUCGCGCGGAACAGGCGUUCCUCGUUAACGAUAAUUCCAGUGCUAGUGAUGGCCGGGUUCUCAAUUACAACACCCUCAGUUGGUGGUUCGACGUUGAGUCUCGUGUUCGCCGUAUGAUCUCUCUAGACCGUGGGCUGACCUUAGACGAUAUCUGCUUCAAGCCCACUGGCGAUGCGUGUGUAAUUCAAUCGGUGACGGGUUACUUUGGAGGGUCCGUGUCCAACCUGGAUCCGGAUACCUGGGAAGAACGCCUGUCACAUUGUACCAAUUCACCAGGUGAUCCAAGCUGUCUGCCGGAUUUCCAGCAGCCCCUUAGGCCAGAGAUGAUUUUAGGUGGCUACGAAGGCGCGGAAAGUAUUCUUGAUGCCCAGGCACUGGUCGUGACUUGGGUUGUCAACAAUCAUGCCCAAGGAUCUGUUGAAGAGGCCAAUGCUAUGGAUUGGGAGGACAGUUUCAAGCGCAUUUUCCAAGUUGUUCAGGAGGAAGCCAGAGAACGUGGGCUUCGAGUCUCCUUUUCGACCGAAGCUAGUGUUGAGCAGGAACUCAACAAGUCUAGCAACACUGAUGCAAAGAUCGUGGUCAUCAGUUAUAUCAUCAUGUUUAUUUAUGCAUCUCUGGCCCUUGGGUCAGUGGCAAUGACCUGGAAGUCUCUGGUCCGCAAUCCGUCCAAUGCUCUAGUGCAGUCCAAGUUCACCCUUGGCGUUGUGGGAAUUGUUAUUGUGCUGAUGUCAGUGUCGGCGUCAGUCGGUCUUUUCUCCGCAGCUGGGAUUAAAGUGACGUUGAUCAUCGCGGAGGUGAUUCCUUUUCUUGUCUUAGCUGUGGGCGUGGACAAUAUCUUCUUAAUCGUCCAUGAAUUCGAGCGCUUGAAUGUUAGCCAUCCGGAUGAAGAGAUAGAUGAGCGCAUUUCGAGGGCAAUAGGUCGAAUUGGGCCGAGUAUCUUCCUUUCGGCUAUUACAGAAACCGUCGCCUUUGCCCUGGGGGUGUUUGUUGGCAUGCCCGCCGUCAGAAAUUUCGCUAUUUAUGCGGCAGGAGCUGUCUUUAUAAACGCGAUUCUGCAAGUCACAAUGUUCAUAUCUGUGCUUGCAUUAAACCAAAAGCGCGUCGAAAGCCUCCGUGCGGAUUGCAUUCCUUGCCUCACUGUGCGCAAGGCCCAUUCCGGCAUGUCGGAGGAUCGGGGAUUCGACGAUCAAGAUGGAGAAAGUGCUUUGCAAAAAUUGAUCCGCAAAGUCUACGCGCCUCACCUCCUUAACCGCCGAUUCAAGGUCCUUGUUGUCAUUAUUUUCCUAGGCAUCUUAACUGCUGGGUUGGCUCUAAUUCCAGAAGUCGCCCUGGGAUUGGAUCAGCGCAUUGCCCUUCCGAGUGAUUCCUAUCUUAUUAAGUACUUUGAUGACCUGAGUGAGUACUUCGGCAGCGGUCCACCUGUCUACUUUGUGACUCGGAAUGUGAAUGUAACCCAGAGAGCGCAUCAACAACAGCUCUGUGGGCGAUUCACCUCUUGUGAAGAAUACUCCCUAGCGUUCGUCCUCGAACAGGAAUCGAAACGGUCCGACGUCUCUUACAUUUCGGGUGCUACCGCUAGUUGGCUCGACGAUUUCUUCUACUGGUUGAAUCCGCAGCAAGACUGCUGCUUUGAGGAUGAUCAGUUGUGCUUUGAAGACAGGACGCCUGCUUGGAAUAUCACCAUGUAUGGAAUGCCAGAAGGCCAGGAGUUUAUCCAUUACCUCGAGAAAUGGAUCGAAUCUCCUACAGAUGCAUCCUGCCCUCUUGGUGGAAAAGCACCGUACAGCAGCGCCCUUGUCUUCGAUUCAAAACGCCUCACAACAAACGCAAGCCACUUCAGGACGUCCCACACUCCACUACGGACCCAAGAUGACUUCAUCAAAUCCUACGUCUCUGCUCGCCGAAUUGCCCGAGGGAUUUCAGAAGAACAUGGAAUCGAUGUGUUCCCCUACUCGAAGUCGUACAUCUUCUUCGAUCAAUACGUCUCAAUCGUCCAACUAGCGGGCACUCUACUCGGAUCUGCCGUGGCUAUUAUAUUUGCUAUCACUUCCAUCCUCCUCGGCUCGGUUGCUACGGGCGCAGUUGUCACCGGUACAGUCGUGAUGAUUGUGGUUGACAUUAUUGGUUCCAUGGCCAUAGCCGGCGUUUCAUUGAACGCCGUCUCACUCGUGAACUUGGUGAUUUGCGUUGGAAUUAGCGUCGAGUUCUGUGCACAUAUCGCGCGAGCCUUUAUGUUCCCCUCGCGCGCGAUUAUGGAUACAGCGCCGACUAGAUUCCGGGGCAAAGACGCUCGUGCGUGGACCGCCUUGGUGAAUGUGGGCGGCAGCGUUUUUAGCGGAAUCACCAUAACCAAGCUACUUGGAGUUUGCGUACUAGCGUUCACUCGAAGCAAGAUUUUUGAGAUUUAUUAUUUCAGAGUGUGGUUGGCCCUCAUUGUUUUUGCAGCGACUCACGCGCUCAUAUUCUUACCGGUAGCGUUGAGCUAUUUCGGCGGAGAGGGAUACGCCGACCCCGAGGCAGACGGGGGCUUAGAGGAAAACCUUGCAUCUCGGGGCUAUCGCUCUCUCCUGGUUGACGAUGAUUACGACUCGGACGAAUACUAG